Messenger RNA from Zerene cesonia (dogface butterfly), 654 nucleotides. RefSeq names its product circumsporozoite protein-like. Bases 1 to 654 code for a protein of 217 amino acids. The record is from RefSeq and is a predicted model, not a curated record. The transcript has a single exon. NCBI's taxonomy places the organism in Eukaryota, Metazoa, Arthropoda, Insecta, Lepidoptera, Pieridae.
AUGUUUAUUUUAUUGUUCAUCCGUUCAGGUCUACAACCGACACCCGUGGACCUUCUCCAACCCAUCGGCGCCCUACAACCAACAAGCGCGCAGCAACCGACCAACAACAACAUCAACAACACCAACAACAACAACAACGGCAGGCCCACAACAAAGCUCGGCGCCACGUGGGCCGACACGACCGGAGCGAUCAACAUCGACGUCGAUAACCUGCUGGCACCCAGGUCGCCCAAGGGCGGGCCAGCCCCCAGCAUCAACCAGCUCAAGUCCAGCCCCAAUUCCCCCGCGCACAAACCAAAUAUGCCAAGCUUGGCACCGAACAUGCCAAACUUGGCACCGAACAUGCCAAACUUGGCACCGAACAUGCCAAGCUUGGUACCAAACAGUCUCAACUUGGCACCAAAUAUGCCCAAUUUAGCGCCAAUGGGCUUGACGAACUCUAACAUGAAUCUAGCGAACGCGAAUAUGCUGCCAACGAACAUGCCAAGCAUGGCCAACACAGGCAUGCCGAUGGCCAACAUGCCAAUGUCGAUGACCAACGCGAGCGGGCCGAUGGCCAACAUGCCAAUGUCUUGGCCCACGCAGAUGGCCAACGUGAACAAUUUCAACAACAACAUGAUGAGGCCGCAGACGAAUCAGAACUUUCUGCAAUGA